GCAGCCUCCUCUUCCGAGGGGAAGUCCUUCUGCAGAAACGAAAGUGAGACGGAGCCGUUGCACCCAGCUCGCCCGCCGCAGGGGGUGCCACCUGACCCCGCUACCGAGGCGCCCCGGUGUCCGCGACGGGGAGGCCGGGCCGUGGGGAGGGGCCGCCUCCGGGAGGGUCGCCCGCGCAGGGACAUGGCUCGGGGGCGCCUUGGGCCGGAGGCAGGGGUGUUCCUGCCACAGAUACCGCCCCAUCCAGUUCCAGGCUAUGAGUACAGCCAGCUCAGACACCAGCAGCAGCCCGGGCCAGAUAGUUUCCAGCUCCAGCAAAUACAGUUUCUCACGGGGCAGCUCCCAGAAGCGCCCGUAAUUGGAAAGCAGACACCCUCACUGCCGCUGUUCCUCCCUGAACUCUUGCCAAGGUUUCCAAGACCAUCUGCCAGAAGCAGGCAACUGGAGAUCGGGGGUGUCCCCAGGAGUCUGCCUCUCGGAGAUCAGGUGCUCCGGAGAGGGCUCCAGCAUCCUUCCCCACGUGGCAGGAGUCUGCCAUGGAGAGGUGUUGAUAGGCUUUCCUCCUGGUUCCAGGCUCUGAAUAUCAGCCAGGAUCAGGAACAGAAGAUCUUAGAGCUCCUGCAGGAGCUUGGGGAAGGGAAGGCCACCACAGCACAUGAUCUGGCUGGGAAGCUCAGAGCCCCAAAGAAGGAGGUCAAUCGAAUUCUGUACUCUCUGGCAAAGAAGGGCAAGCUACAUCAGGAGGCAGGAACGCCCCCUUUGUGGAGAAUUGCGGUCUCGGUUCAGGCUUGGAACCAGCCCUGCCAAGUAGCAAGAGCACAGAGUCACAGCCAGGAAACUGCCAACUCAGACCCCAGUUUGGAAACUGAAUACGAAAGCCCCACACCUGGCUUGGAAGAUCCUUUUGACAUGGCUGAGAUUAAGGAGAAAAUCUGCGACUAUCUGUUUAAAGUAAUCAAUUCCUCUGCCCUGAACUUGGCAAAAAAUAUAGGCCUUACCAAGGCCCGAGAUGUAAAUGCCGUGCUGAUCGCCUUGGAAAGGCAGGGGGAUGUCUACAGGCAAGGGACAACCCCUCCCAUAUGGUAUUUGACUGACAAGAAGCGAGAGCGGCUACAAAUCAAGAGAAAUACACACAGUGUUUCGGAAACCACUACAGCUGCUCUUCCAGAGACCAAGAGAAACACAGAGCCCCCUACCUGUGACCUACCCGGCCCAGAUGCCUCAGCCAGUGCCGUAACCAUGGAAAAAGUGGAGAAUGGGCAGGAACCUUCCCCUGUCGUGAAGUCAGAAAGUCGGCAAGAGGCCACACCAGAACCAAUGAAACUGAAACCACCUGUUCAUGACAAUGGCCCCUCAAAAACAGGGUAUGUUGACUUUGAAAAUGGCCAGUGGGCCACUGAUGACAUCCCAGAUGACUUGAAUAGUAUCCACGCAGCACCAGGUGAGUUCCGAGCCAUCAUGGAGAUGCCCUCCUUCUACAGUCAUGGCUUGCCACGGUGUUCACCCUACAAGAAACUGACAGAGUGCCAGCUGAAGAACCCCAUCAGCGGGCUGUUAGAGUAUGCUCAGUUCGCUAGUCAGACCUGUGAGUUCAACCUGAUAGAGCAGAGUGGACCACCCCAUGAACCUCGAUUUAAAUUCCAAGUUGUCAUCAGUGGCCGAGAGUUUCCCCCAGCUGAAGCUGGCAGCAAGAAAGUGGCCAAGCAGGAUGCCGCUAUGAAGGCCAUGACAGUUCUGCUUGAGGAAGCUAAAGCCAAGGACAGUGGAAGACCCGAAGAGUCAUACUACUACCCCACAGAGAAAGAAUCCGAGAAGACCGCAGAGUCCCAGCUUACCACCCCGUCAGCAACAUCCUUCUUUUCUGGGAAGAACCCCGUCACUACCUUGCUUGAGUGUGUGCACAAGUUGGGGAGCUCCUGUGAAUUCCGCCUCCUAUCCAGAGAAGGCCCUGCCCAUGACCCCAAGUACAUCUCUUGUAUCAUGUAUCUCUGCUUGGAGUAUGCCCGCUCCCACGGCUUUGCUGCCGAGUUCAAGUUGGUUGACCAGUCCGGACCUCCUCACGAGCCCAAGUUUGUUUACCAAGCGAAAGUUGGGGGUCGGUGGUUCCCAGCCGUCUGCGCGCACAGCAAGAAGCAAGGCAAGCAGGACGCGGCAGAUGCGGCUCUCCGCGUCUUGAUUGGGGAGAACGAGAAGGCAGAGCGCAUGGGUUUCACAGAGCUUCCUCUCACUGGCAGCACCUUCCACGACCAGGUAGCCAUGCUGAGCCACCGGUGCUUCAAUGCUCUCACCAACAGUUUCCAGCCCUCCCUGCUUGGCCGCAAGAUCCUGGCAGCCAUCAUCAUGAAGAAAGACUCUGAAGACCUGGGGGUCGUGGUCAGCCUGGGGACAGGGAAUCGCUGUGUGAAAGGGGAUUCUCUCAGCCUAAAGGGAGAAACCGUCAAUGACUGCCAUGCAGAGAUCAUCUCCCGGAGAGGCUUCAUCAGGUUUCUCUAUAGCGAGUUAAUGAAAUACAAUCCCCAGACUGCAAAGGAUAGUAUAUUUGAGCCUGCGAAGGGAGGAGAAAAGCUCCAAAUCAAAAAGACCGUGUCGUUCCAUCUGUAUAUCAGCACGGCCCCUUGUGGGGAUGGUGCCCUCUUUGACAAGUCCUGCAGCGACCGUGCCGUGGAGAGCACAGAUUCCCGCCACUACCCUGUCUUUGAGAAUCCCAAACAAGGCAAGCUCCGCACCAAGGUGGAGAAUGGGGAAGGCACUAUCCCAGUGGAGUCCAGUGACAUUGUACCAACGUGGGAUGGCAUUCGGCUCGGGGAGAGACUCCGUACCAUGUCCUGUAGUGACAAAAUCCUUCGCUGGAAUGUGCUUGGCCUGCAAGGGGCACUGUUGACCCACUUCCUGCAGCCUGUGUAUCUCAAAUCUGUCACACUAGGUUACCUUUUCAGCCAAGGGCAUCUGACUCGUGCCAUCUGCUGUCGUGUGACAAGAGAUGGGAAUACAUUCGAGGAUGGACUACGACAUCCCUUUAUUGUCAACCACCCCAAGGUCGGCCGAGUCAGUGUAUAUGAUUCCAAGAGGCAGUCCGGGAAGACCAAGGAGACGAGCGUCAACUGGUGUCUGGCUGAUGGCUACGACCUAGAGAUUCUGGAUGGGACCAGGGGCACUGUGGAUGGGCCGCAGAAUGAAUUGUCCCGGGUGUCCAAAAAGAACAUUUUUCUUCUAUUUAAGAAGCUCUGCUCCUUCCGGUGCCGCAGGGAUCUACUUAGACUCUCCUAUGGUGAGGCCAAGAAGGCUGCCCGUGACUACGAGACAGCCAAGAACUACUUCAAGAAAAGCCUGAAGGACAUGGGUUACGGGAAUUGGAUAAGCAAACCCCAGGAGGAGAAGAAUUUUUACCUCUGCCCAGUAUAGUGGGGCCAGUGGCGGGUGGGAUGGGGGUUCCCACCGGGCCGAGACGGGUAGGCAGAGCAUUCCUCGUCUCCUCACCUCAUUAGUUGAGGAUGGUUUUCUUUCUUUCUUUUCUUUUUUUUUAACUGGAACCACAACUGGUCAUACUGAGAACUUUGGGUUCCUAUUUAUCCCGCUUUCUUUGGGAAUACUAGGCCAGGUCCAACCAGGCCCCCUUCUCUUCCCAAGCAAAGAGGUAGAGAACUAAGGGGAGAAAAAAGGGGUCUUCUUUCCAUCCAAAGCGUUAGCAGUCACUGAGGACCUGCCGCCCGAUUCCUCGGCUGUUUCGGUUUUUUCAUUUCCUUCCCCUUUGUGUUCGCUACACUGACCUCUCGUGGUCUUGCUUAGGUUCCAGUCAAUUAAUUGUGUGAAUCAUGUUGGGCCAGAUGCUUUCAUUUGUGGAUUCUACAGGCCCCUCUGCUUCCCCGCCUCCCCCCUUGAGAUUCCUUCCUUGUGAUCGUUAAGUUUCUCCUUCUCCUCCAAGAGGGUAAAGAGGUGAACUUAAAAGAAUUUGGUGAUACAUGAAUAAGGGCAUGAGUUUAAAACUACAGUCAGUCAACUACUGGUGCCAAGCGUGAUCGGAGUCUGCAGACAGUGCUCAGCCAUCUUCGGAUCUUGCACUUUAGCUAGCUUGGGAGGGGCCAGGGGGCUGGGAGGCUGCUACUCAGGAAGUGUGUCCCUCCCCAGGUGGCAGGGAAGGCCAGGACCAGUCUGACCUGGCUAAGGGAAGUGCCCAAGCAGUAGCGGAGCCCUCCCCUCUGGGGGUGACACAGACCACGUCCUGUGGAGCAUAGACAUGCCUUGAAAUGAUGCCAAGCUCCCAGCUGCCCCUCCUAAAGCAUUCCUAGGACUCUAUCCUACCAAUGGGGCACAGCAGGGCUGCAGACCCCAACCAACUGGUAGAAAAAAAUCCAGGGUAAAUCCUAGAGGGCAAAUCAUCUCUGCUCAGAUAAUCAGGACUCAGCAUGAAUAAGGGCAAAUGAUCAUAUUGAGUCAGAUCACUAUUCCCCCCGGUCUGUGUCUCAUGACGGUGACAAGGGAAGUUGACCAAGUCAUGUGUAAAUUAGGAGUUUUUAAAAGAGUGCCAUAAAUGUUGAUUCUGAACUGCUACAGUUAACCUAUAAUUAAUUGCACAGAUUUAAAAAUCAGACAAUUUUCCAUCCAUCCGAGUGCUUUUGUUUAGUCAGACAGCUUCAGAAAGUUGUUCGUGGGCAGGUGACAGUCCUGAGGUCUCCCUCCCUGUCAGGGAAUCUUCGUAGAGUUGACAGACAGCAGUAGCUGUAGGUGGAAGGGCAGGUUGGCCUGAAACUUUGUGAGGUGAGACCUUUUGUCUACACCUCAAACUAACAGUGACUCUUGUGGUCAGAGCCUCUGGCCUCUUUUGGAGUCUGGCUCAGGCCUAAGUCACCAGACACUCUUAAGAGAAGUGCUAGGGCCCUGCCACCUCCAGACCCAAGCCUGCCACUAGAUGAUUCCUCUGUCUCCAUCUGUGAACAUGCCAAGUUAGGGUGGAUGAUUUGCAUCCUCCCCAGGCUCCACAAACUACUGACUAGUUAACCUUCUGUCUGUCCCACAUCUUCUGCAGUAGAUAAAUCCACAUCACACUUCCUGGAACUAUUCCCUCCGUACUUUUGACCAAAACAUAACCAAAAUAAGAAAACCCAGAUUUUUAAAAUACACUAAGGAUGUCCUGGCAGAACACACAAGGGUCUCAAGGAACUAGUAGAGAAACAUGCCUGUCUUCUGGGGGAAGGGAUCUGCGCCACCCCAGUCCUGCAGACCUGCUGCAGGCACAUGAAAUCAGUCCUGCCCCAGGAGGCAGCUCGUCUGCCUGGUUCUUCACACUGGAGGGCACCACCUCCUGACUUCCCGGAAAGUCCUGUCCCUCUGGUCCAUUCUGGGCGUUAGGGUCUCCUGCAUAGCUCCGACUCAGCUGCAUCGCCUUCCCAUGGGAGGAGGUCUCCAAAGAUGAGAGCGCAGCUCGCCCCAGGGCUUUGUCUAGCAAGCCUGCAGCGGUCUGCUCCUGCUACAGGAGGGCAGCAAGGCAUUCCUUACCCACGUGCCGGCUGGAAAUGAGCCUUCGUCAGGCCCUGCACGGCCGCACUCGCCCACGCCCAGUGCCCCUCUACGUGACACAGGAUAGGAGGAGGCAGAGCGCCCACCUAGAGUGUCCUCUUCACUUUUUUGUCCAACCUUUGUUUUUAAUAAGCAGGACCCCUUCUUCUCCCAUCCUUUUUUUUUUAAUGGCCUUUGUAGUUGAUUUGUCUGAACUGUGGCUAUUGUGCAUCCUUUGAAUAAUCACUUGUAAAAAUUGUCGCUGCUUGAAGCUAUUUCCUUUACUCAUGUUGAAGGGACUUUCUUGGCUUUGGGGGUCUCAGCAGUGACCCCACCAGCAGAGCAGGGAAGAGCCCAGGCAAAGACUUGGGUGCCGUGAUGGCUGCAGUCAGUUUUAUGAUUCUGCUUUAUGUGUCUCUUGACAACCGUGACUAACAAUAUACAUUCCUCGUAAAUAAAAGAAGAAUCUUAAUUGUUA
Manis javanica (Malayan pangolin) is the source of this 5971-nucleotide messenger RNA. NCBI's taxonomy places the organism in Eukaryota, Metazoa, Chordata, Mammalia, Pholidota, Manidae. The record is from RefSeq and is a predicted model, not a curated record.